Messenger RNA from Marchantia polymorpha subsp. ruderalis, 2570 nucleotides. Lineage: Eukaryota; Viridiplantae; Streptophyta; Marchantiopsida; Marchantiales; Marchantiaceae. The record is from the annotation of a GenBank genome assembly.
UCUCGUGCUGCAGCUGCUCCUGCUGCUGCUGCCGCCGGUGGUGGUGGUGGUGGUGGUCAGGUCAAUCGCGGGAGCCCGACGGGCCCGGGCCACGGGAGCAAGCGAAUGAACUGCGAAGCCUUUGCCUUUGCCUUUUCCAAAGUUCCCUGCGUGCGUUGAGCUGGUCGGGCUGCACCUGCAUCUGCAGCGAGCGAGCGAGAUUUCGCGUUCCGCGCUUCGUUCUCUUUCUUGCGCAAUAGUCGCGCUUUGUCCCCUCUCUCGUCAUAGCCCUAAAUCGACUACGGAUCCUCGACGUCAUUAUUAGCUCAACGCCGAAUUUAGGACGCUGAAGUGCAUGAGAGCACGAACUCCAGCCCUAAUCCUCAUCAACUCGAAGCUGACCUGCGGAGUGUUUCGAGUGCCUUCUCGCCCGCACUCUGGCCUCUGACCCGCUGCUCCGUGGACGGGCUUCUGCCGCAGACGUCGGUGGUGGUCAGGGAGGUCGACCGACUCGCACUCACGAGUGCGAGUCUUCGAUCUUGUGAUUUUUUUGUGUCAUUCGUUUGACCGAGAGAAUGGAGGCUUGCGAGAAGGCUGGCGAUUUCUCGCCGGCGGAUUUGUGAUUGAGAGCUCUGUAUUGUCGGCUAGACAUUCUGUGUUACGUAUGACGUGCAGCGAGUAGCCGCUCCGGGAGCUGAGCGUUUUGUGGCGUCGACGUUCGAUGUUUGGCUUGGUUGGAAAGCAAUUGCGAGGCGGCAGUGCUUGACGUACUGUGGGCUUGCGUGCCACAAUGUAUCAUCCCUCGCGCGGUGGUGUUCGAGGCGGGCGUGAUCAAUUCAACUGGGAUGAUGUGAAGGGAGAUAAACACCGUGAGAACUACCUGGGACACAGCGUCAAGGCUCCUGUUGGAAGAUGGCAGAAAGGAAAGGACUUGUACUGGUAUACCAAGGAUCAUGCAUCAGACGGAGCUACGAAGGACGAGAUAAAAAGGAUACAGGAGGAAGAGGAAGAUGCAAUGAAGGAAAUGCUUGGCUUGGCCCCUCGCAAAAACAAGCGGCCACAGACCAGCCAAUUAGAUAAGCGAGAAGUGGAGGACCUCCUGAAAAAAGGGAAGAGUGGAGAAGAGCUAGCCCCAUCUUAUGUUGAUGGAGAACGAGUACAAGGCCUUGGAUUUGCACCAGCACCUGGACAAACAGAUGGGCAAGCAGGAGUUAAGCGGACAGUUCAGGUUAAAGAAAAUGAUGAAAACGUCGCUUUUCCCUCUGUGCAAAUUACUCAGGAGCCCUUCAGGAAAGAAGUUGAGAAGGCUGUAGCUAAAGACAUCUUGGAAACCUCAGAGGACAUACCAGCUGUUGCUGGACCCCCGAGCAGGCAUGACGGUUCUGAAAGGUCUGAAGAUGAAGGAGCUGCACGGAAGAAGAGAAAAGAAGAGAAGCGGAAGGCGAAAGAAAUGCGAAGGGAAUCGAAACGUGCUCGAAGAAAGGCCUUGAAGGAAGAUAAAGGCCAUAGGAGUAAGUGUGACAGGAGGGACUCUACGCUUCAUGGCAGACUUGAAGAUAGAGGCAGGAGGAGGCACGAUAAGGAGGAAGCGAGCUCAGAUCAUACUAAGAUAAGGAAGGAGGGGAACGGGAAAACAAGCUAUGAUAGUAGUGAUAGCGAUAGCAGUAGAGGGAGGGGACAUGGGUUGAGAAGGGGUCAUAGCACUAUAGACUCAAGACCAUUGAACGUCAGAAAUGAAAGUACUAACGAGAACCACAGAAGGAGAAACAUCGACUAUGACAGUUCUAGUGAUGAUGAGCCUUCACGGCGCCCUAAAAGAUAUAGAACAGAAAAAUCACCUACCCCGAGGGUUCAUGAAAAUAGGAGAAAUGAACCUGAGAGGGAUUUAGUAAAUUCCUCAGGUUCAAGUGGCGAUUCAAUUAUUGAUAAGCGGCGUAGGAGGACAGGGAGAGAGGAUUCACUCAAUGGUAACUAUCAAAAGCAAAUGAGGCACGACUCUGAUGGUGAAGGUUAUGUAAACCCUAGUAAGGAAGGCCAGCUCAGGAGGGAAAGGGAUCGGAACUCACCUGUUCGCGAUCAUCACAAGCAGAGGAGACACGAUUCGGAUCGCGAAGAGAAUGUAAGCCUUCACAGAGAAGACAAGAAUAGGAGGUUAAUGGAACAGGAAUCCCCUAGUCGUGAUCAUCAGACGCGGAGGAGACACGAUUCUGAUAGCGAAGGGUAUGCUGAACCUCAUAGAGAAGAUCUCCAUAAGAAGGGGUGGGAACGGGAGUCACCUCUUCACACCAUUCCAAAGCAUAGGAGACAUGAUUCUGACGAAGAAGAUUAUGUGGCCUCUCACGAAGAUCACCGCAUGGAGGAAAGGAAAGAGAAAACAUCAACCCCUAGAUAUCAAAAGUCGAGUAGGUUCGAUUCUGAUAGGAAAGGAUAUGUUCAUUCUUAUAGAGACAGAGUGAGGUAAACCUGUUUGGGAAGCCUCUUAGAUCAUGAGACCAGUUCAUGUUCAUCAGUCAGCCCUUGUACAUUUAUUUACUGGAAAAGGCGAAAUUUGUGCCAGUUAUUUUGUGUCAAGCAUGCUGUGUAUACAUGGG